Monopterus albus (swamp eel) is the source of this 3356-nucleotide messenger RNA. RefSeq names its product protein kinase C delta type-like. The coding region runs from base 242 to 2281 and encodes 679 amino acids. The record is from RefSeq and is a predicted model, not a curated record. Gene Ontology annotation, biological process: protein phosphorylation. Gene Ontology annotation, molecular function: ATP binding; diacylglycerol-dependent serine/threonine kinase activity. NCBI's taxonomy places the organism in Eukaryota, Metazoa, Chordata, Actinopteri, Synbranchiformes, Synbranchidae. The transcript has 17 exons.
CACCUGGCUGACGUCACACGUAGAGUCCUCCUGUCCCUUUGCACCGCGCGCGCUGCACUGAGCCGCAGCAACAUAGAGAGCGUGAACUAACAGCAGACGGCUUCACCACUUCCUUAAACACCAUUUAAGCUUGUUUAGUCAAACUUCCAGCUAAACUGUGGUUCAAACGCUGAACAAACAACUUCUCGAGAAACGACACUUUCCAGCUCAGGGGACGAGGGGGUUUAGGUGAGAGGUCACCAUGGCACCCUUCCUCCGUAUCGCUUUCAAUGACUAUGAUGUGGGUGCUUUGUCUCCUCCGUCUGACCCUCCCAUUUGUGCAGUCAAGAUGAAGGAGUCUGUCAGCACAGAGCGAGGAAAGACCUUGGUCCAGAGGAAGCCCACCAUGUUUCCAGUCUGGAAGUCCGCUUUUGAUGCCCACAUCUAUGAGGGACGUGUCAUAGAAGUGGUCCUCAUGCAGAAUAAUGAGGAGCCAUUGGGUAAAGCCACAGUGGGUGUGUCUGUACUAGCAGAACGCUGUAAGAAGUCCAAAAACAACGGAUGUGUCGAGUUCUGGGUGGAUCUGCUUCCUUCAGGGAAGGUCCUCAUGUCUGUACAGUUCUUCCUGGAGGAUGUCGAUGCAGCGGCUUCUAAGCCAUCAGUAAAGGCUUGUCCUGAGGACGGAGUCAUGACCCUCAAGAGGAGGAGAGGAGCUUUCAGGCAACCCAAGGUUCACUUAAUCAAGAACCAUGAGUUCACUGCCACCUUCUUCGGCCAACCCACCUUUUGCUCGGUGUGCAGGGAGUUUGUCUGGGGACUCAACAAGCAAGGUUACAAGUGCAGACAAUGCAAUGCCGCAAUCCACAAGAGAUGCAUUGAAAAAAUCAUUGGCAGGUGCACCGGAACAGCUGAAAACAGUCGUGAAACUAUGUUCCAGAAAGAGCGUUUCAAGAUUGAUAUGCCUCAUCGCUUCAAGUCCUAUAACUACAAGAGCCCCACGUUCUGUGACCACUGUGGCAGUCUGCUGUGGGGUCUAUACAAACAGGGCCUUAAAUGUGAAGACUGCGCCAUGAACGUACACAGUUACUGUCAGGCAAAAGUGGCCAAUCUGUGUGGAAUCAACCAGAAAUUACUGGCCGAGGCUCUGUCACAAGUCACCCAGAAAUCUUCGAAGAAGUUGGAUAACUCCAAUGCAGCAGAUAUUGGGAUCUACCAAGAUGUCAGAAGUGCAACAGCAGACCCUGGUGCAGGUAACAAUAGUGAGGCACGUGAGGCCACAUCUGCAGCUCCUCGGGUACACCUCACAUUGAACCAUCUGGUGUUCCACAAAGUGCUGGGCAAAGGCAGCUUUGGCAAGGUGCUGCUGGCAGAGCUGAAGGGCAAGGGUCAGUACUUUGCCGUGAAGGUUCUGAAAAAGGAUGUAGUUCUCAUGGACGAUGAUGUGGACUGCACUAUGGUGGAGAAACGAGUCCUGUCCCUCGCCUGGGAGAACCCCUACCUCACACAGCUCUACUCUACAUUCCAGUCUAAAGAGCACCUCUUCUUUGUAAUGGAGUACUUGAAUGGCGGCGACUUGAUGUUCCACAUCCAAGACAAAGGCCGCUUCGAUCUCAAUAGAGCUGUAUUCUAUGCUGCUGAGAUAAUAGUGGGACUGCAGUUCCUCCACUCAAGAGGAAUUAUCUACAGAGAUCUGAAGCUGGACAAUGUGAUGCUGAACAAGGAUGGACACAUAAAGAUCGCAGACUUUGGCAUGUGUAAAGAGAACGUGUUUGGAGAGGCCAGAGCCACAACAUUUUGUGGGACACCAGACUAUAUUGCACCAGAGAUCCUGCUGGGACAGAAGUACACCUUCUCAGUGGACUGGUGGUCUUUUGGUGUGCUGGUGUAUGAGAUGCUGAUUGGCCAGUCUCCCUUCCAAGGUGAUGACGAGGAUGAACUGUUUGAAUCCAUUAAGUCAGACACUCCUCAUUACCCUCGGUGGAUCACUAAGGAGGCCAAGAACCUGCUUGAAAAGUUGUUCGAACGAGAUCCCACCCGCAGGUUGGGGGUGGUGGGAGACAUCCGUGCACACCCAUUCUUCAAAGCCAUGAACUGGCCAGCACUAGAGCAGAGAGAAGUGGAGCCCCCUUUCAAGCCCAAAGUGAAAUCAGCCAGUGACUGCAGCAACUUUGACCGAGAGUUCUUGAGUGAGAAGCCACGGCUCUCCCAUGGUGACAAAAACCUCAUUGACUCCAUGGACCAGGCCGCGUUUGCUGGAUUUUCCUUUGUCAACCCAAAACUGGAACAGAUGAUAAGUAAAUGAAGAGACAAAAUGAACAUGAUCCUAGGUCAGCACUUAAAAAUAGGUUUUUGUCCUAUUCUCUUUAUCUUCAUAAGGUCUAACUUCAACUGGAUGGAUAAAAGGAACAUAAAAAGAUUUGAGCUUGACUGUGACUUUUGCGUUUUUUUUUUAUCAGAGAAUGAAAUAAGAAAAUACCAGGAUGCCUGCUGGUGUCUAAAGCAGUAACCUGGUAUCAGCUGUCACACUGUAAUAUGAAAGAAUAUAAAGCUCCAGGAAAUUAAGGGAGAUUAUUAAGAAGCCAAUGUAACCAUAAUCAAUGCCAGUGAUUUCUUUGGUUGACAUAACUCUUUGUGAUCACACUGAAUCUGUACGAAUCAUUCACUGUACUGUAUAUUGAAAUUUCAAUUCAUAGGCAAAAUGGCACCCUUAUUUAGUUAAACAGAUAUAUACACCCAGCAUCACACAUGCAAUACCAGAGUUCAGUGGCACAUACAGGAUUCAUGCUCUCAAUUUGUGCCAGGACAUCCAGUCUGUGUGUGCUUAUGUGUUACCACAUGUAUACAGGUUUUCAUUGAUGGAAAUGGUGCUGCUCUACUCUAAACUAUGCUGUUUUUGAAUGAACCCUUGGUUGAUCCAGGCAUAGAAGAAUUCUACUAUAAUGGCGGGAGAGACCUUGAGGUGGUUGUGGAGGUGAAUAGUUUCCCCCUCUCUGACUUUUCUGUCCUAAGAAAGUCUUGAGUCUUGAGAUGAUCUAUUUUUUUAAAUUUAGGACAUAUUUCAACAUAGUUGUCUACAAAAUGCAAACAAUUGUUAAAUACUUUUCUGGGCUGUCAUCAGACUUACUGGAAAGAACUGCAGCAAUGAUAUGAUAUGUAUGGUACAUAUAAAUGUACUAUACCGGUACAUUUAUAUGUGUUGAAGAAUGUUAUUUUGCAUUGUAGGGAGGAGCAUUUCCCUGUAGACAUGGGUUUUUGAAGUAUGUUAUGUUACUUGAAUGUAGGAAUUUUUACAAUUUAAAAAAUUGUGCUGUAUAUGCAACAUUAAUAUGUAUGUCGCUAUGAGCUGUCUGUGAAUUGGGGUGUACUUUUUUACUCUU